Molecule: messenger RNA, 1443 nt
Organism: Tachysurus fulvidraco (yellow catfish)
Lineage: Eukaryota; Metazoa; Chordata; Actinopteri; Siluriformes; Bagridae
Product: chymotrypsinogen B-like
Exons: 6
Coding region: 324-1253 (309 amino acids)
Biological process (GO): proteolysis
Molecular function (GO): serine-type endopeptidase activity
Source: RefSeq, a predicted model, not a curated record
CCCGAAUUGGUGACAUCUAGAAAUUCAGAGUUAUAUAUAUCAGAUAAAAUUUUACUACAAACAUAAAUCAGUGAAUUCACUUCUAAGGAAGCUCUUCUUUCCAAUAAAGUUAUCUGUUUUAUUUGUUUGGAAUAUUUCCUCCUGAUCUCAAGUCAGAUUUGCUUAGAGUUAAAGACGUAAAGAAAAGAAUAGUUCAGUGUCAUUGUGGGAGGAUGUAUUGCCGGUUAGACAGGAAGUAAAUAGCUUCAUACGUGCCUGGAAUAACAAAAAAUAUCUAAAACAUUGAGACACAAGAAAACAGGAUCCAGAGGAAACGGUACACCAUGAAGAUCAUUUUGUGGAAAGUCGUGUGUGUUGUAUGCAUUCUAUUCUUUAAUGCUACAGGUUCACUGUCUCAGCUCAGAGUUUGUGGUCAGGCUCCUCUGAACAACAAGAUUGUUGGUGGUCAAAAUGCUGCUCUUGGUUCCUGGCCUUGGCAGGUUAUUGUUCAGUCAGCAAACACCCUCUGUGGUGGCAGUCUGAUUAAUCAGAACUGGGUCUUAACAGCUGCUCACUGUUUGAAAGUGAAUGGAAUAGCCUUUACUGCACGUCAAAUCACAGUCUCACGACGACUUGAAAAUGGGAUUGUAAUGAAGACAAUAAAUGCUAUUAAAUUGAUCAUUCAUAAAGGCUAUAACGAUGAAACUCUGGUCAAUGACAUUGCACUAGUCCAGCUCUCCUCUUCAGUGCAGUUUAAUGAUUAUUUCCGUCCAGUGAGUCUUGCUGCAAGCAACAGCUCUUUUCCAAGUGGUACCAAUGUCUGGGCCACAGGAUGGGGUAGAAUCAGUAAUAAUAAUUUGCAGCUCGCUCAAAAGCUGCAGGAGGUGAAGUUGCAGAUUGUCAGUAACAGUGACUGUGCACAAAAAUAUUCACCAUUUAUUAUCACAGACGGUAUGAUGUGUGCUAUCUCUCCUGUGGGUGGACAGGACAUAUGCCAGGGUGAUUCUGGAGGUCCACUAAUGGUGAAUUUUAAUGGAAGCUGGAUUCAGGGUGGGAUUGUGAGCUUUACCUCUGGAAGAGGAUGUGCUUCCCCAUCUAUACCCAGUGGGUAUACCAGAGUGUCUCAGUACGAAGACUGGAUUAAUAACACAGGCAACAAUCAACCAGAAUUUGUUGCAUUCUCCUUUGGCAGUUACAUCUCCCUCAAUCUCUUCUGUCUGUUCCUUUCUUUCACCAUCAUCCCCUUCAUUCUCCCUUCCUUAUCCAUCUACUAGUGAUGUUAGCCAAAUUAAAGACACAAGCACCAAGCACAGAAAGUAAUCUAACAUAACACAGAAUUCAUUUGAAAACACCAAAACAAACACGCCCCUAACCCAAAUGGGUUCCACCCCUGUAUUUAUAGCUCCGCCCACACAUGCAUACGUAACCCAGGCAAUUAAUGGAAAGAAGUGUGUCUAUCAUAGC